AUGUCUAUUCAGCAGCAAAGGUCAUUGAUUGAAAAUGGUCAAAAAGAGUAUCCAACUAUCAUCGAAGAAACUCAACAGCAAAGUGUCCAUCCUUUGAUGACCAAAAAACGAACAAGGGCAACAUUAUUAUCAACAAGUUGUCGAGAUACGUUAACUGAAGAUGAAAAAAGAAUGAACCACAUUGCUUCUGAACAAAAGAGACGUAAUACGAUUCGCUCAGGUUUUAAAGAGUUGACCGAAAUCGUUCCAACUCUAAAAAAUAUAAAUAAUUCUAAAAGUACAAUCUUGUUUAAGGCAGUGGAUUACAUUAAAUACCUUGAUAAACGAAAUCGUAACUUGAAUGAGAAAAUUACUUUGCUUCAAAUACGA
Molecule: messenger RNA, 369 nt
Organism: Cokeromyces recurvatus
Lineage: Eukaryota; Fungi; Mucoromycota; Mucoromycetes; Mucorales; Mucoraceae
Product: Myc-type, basic helix-loop-helix domain-containing protein
Exons: 1
Biological process (GO): regulation of transcription by RNA polymerase II
Molecular function (GO): DNA-binding transcription factor activity, RNA polymerase II-specific; protein dimerization activity; RNA polymerase II cis-regulatory region sequence-specific DNA binding
Source: RefSeq, a predicted model, not a curated record